Lichtheimia ornata is the source of this 345-nucleotide messenger RNA. RefSeq lists its product as uncharacterized. The transcript has 3 exons. The record is from RefSeq and is a predicted model, not a curated record. NCBI's taxonomy places the organism in Eukaryota, Fungi, Mucoromycota, Mucoromycetes, Mucorales, Lichtheimiaceae. The coding region runs from base 1 to 345 and encodes 114 amino acids.
AUGCUGACAACAAAAGCGUGUGGAUUGGUUUUACUUGUUAUCUCACAUUGCGUUUAUGGUAGGUUGAAUAUGUUGGAUGAUGGUACCUCUGGAAGCGACAAGCGAAACUUGUUAAUUAACGAACCUUACAGUGAAACAGCAGCAAGACAACAUGGAUGGCAUGGAGAUACGGUUUUCAUUUGUGACAAGAAUGCUAUUGAGCAGCACCACAAGGACGUCAUUGUACUGUACUUUCCUGUGGAGCUCUACAUGUUGUGCCCGGGGACAGUGCGACUCAUGUUGCGGCCUCAGGGAUUUAAAAAUGCAUCCUCUGUUCGCACGGCUCCAUCGUUUUACGGCUAUUGA